This is a messenger RNA of Arachis ipaensis, 1371 nucleotides long. Lineage: Eukaryota; Viridiplantae; Streptophyta; Magnoliopsida; Fabales; Fabaceae. The record is from RefSeq and is a predicted model, not a curated record.
AUGGAUCCUCAAAUACGUAGGGGAGUGUCAUGUAUUCUGUACAGAUAUUCUGUAUCUGUAUUUGGUGGGUUCGUUCAAUUUCAAACAAAAUACGUAACCGAUGAAGCGAGCAUGCAAGAAAUGUUUUCAGUGUUUCUUGAAAGCCGGUCCCGAAUAUCAUUCAUCGAACUGUAUGUUGAGUUCGAGCAAUCUACAGCGGACCGAGAUAUUGAAUUGGAAGAUUACAACAGUGUAGACGAAGAUCAUGCUGACGAUGUUAUGGUGGCAGAUGUGGCGAAUGUGGCAAAUGCACUAGCAAACCAGCAACCGUUUGAGGAGCCGACUUUCAUGCGGUCAUUGGAUUUGGAGGCCAUGCAUGCACCGGAGUUUCCUCAAUAUGUAAAUGCAGCAGAGCUUCCCGUUAUGCCAGAUGGUAAAUUUACCGUGGGGAUGAAAUUCAAUUCUAGGGAGGCUGUAAUUAAGGCGAUGAAAGAUUAUACUAUCUAUAGAGGUGUAGAUUAUCGGGUGCAUGAGUCAGAACCGAUUAUAUUCUAUGCUAAAUGCACUCAGUAUGGUGUAGGAUGUGAUUGGCUGAUCAGGGUGAGUAAAAUGUCCCGAAAGUACUGCUGGGAGAUAAGGAGGUACAAUGGUAGUCAAACCUGUACUAGGGCCACCAUUUCUCAAGAUCAUUCGAAGCUGGAUUCCAACACAAUUGCAGAAGUAAUAAAGCCAUUGGUAGAAGUUGACCCGUCUAUAAAGGUAAAAUCAGUGAUUGCGGAAGUACAGUCAAAGUUUAACUACACCAUAAGUUAUCGCAAAGCAUGGUUGGCAAAACAGAAGGCAGUGGAGUCAAUUUUCGAAGGUUGGAAAGCUUCGUACGAAGCCUUACCGAUAUGGUUUGAGGCCAUGUAUCACAAGGAGCCAUCCGCAGUCGUUCAUUUUGAAACAAUACCUGUGUAUCAGGGAGAUGACUUGGUUUCUAAUAUUCGUGUACUGCACCGAGUCUUCUGGACUUAUUACCCUUGUAUUAGAGCAUUCAGACAUUGCAAGCCAUUAGUGCAGGUAGACGGAACUCAUUUGUAUGGAAAAUACAAGGGUUGUUUGUUGGUUGUAGUUUCACAAGAUGGCAACAACAACAUCGUGCCUAUUGCAUUUCAUGUUGUGACACGUGAUGGUGUGGGCCUUAUCUUCGAUCGACAUGAUUCCAUUAGGUCAGCUAUUGCUCGUAGUAACGAAGCUUGGUCUCCUCCCAGAGCAUUCCACAUGUUUUGCAUCAGACAUAUAGAGUCCAACUUUUUGAUAAAGUUCAAGGCUCCGUAUCUGCAGAAGUUUAUCGUCAACAUCGGUUUGGUGAUGAAUGGAAUGGAGAUUUUGAAUGAAAAUAAGGUUUAA